ACCUGAGAGAAGAUGUCGGCAAGUAAGCAGUAAGACUGACCAGAGGAGUGAGACAGGCAAAAAGUGCACAGGGGAACAAGUAAAAUGAAAGGGGACGCUGGUUAUUUCAGUAGAGAAUGGUUAUUCACACCCUAUAACAAUCCUCGAAGAAGAUGUGAGGUGAAAUUCAAGGAGGCACACAGAUCCACCCGAGGAAUCAUCGAGAGAGCAUUUGGAUUGUUAAAAAUGCGCUUUCAUUGUCUUGACCACUCAGGUGGUGUCAUGCAGUAUGCUCCCGAGAAGGUUGCAAAAAUUAUUCUUGUAUGCUGCAUUCUCCAUAACAUUGCAAUAAGAAGAGGAAUUGAAAUUGAUGAUGAAGAAGAAAUAUCAUUUGAGAACUUCCCUGAGGUCAUCUGUAAUGAUGCACCAACAAGACAGGCUAUUAAUGCCAAAAAUUAUGUCGCAGAGAACUAUUUUAAGGAUUGAUUUCAUCAAAAGA
Messenger RNA from Bombina bombina (fire-bellied toad), 478 nucleotides. Its product is annotated as putative nuclease HARBI1. The transcript has 2 exons. The coding region runs from base 85 to 465 and encodes 126 amino acids. The record is from RefSeq and is a predicted model, not a curated record. Lineage: Eukaryota; Metazoa; Chordata; Amphibia; Anura; Bombinatoridae.